UUGAUCUGAGAGGAACUGUUGCAGGUGUUGAUCUGAGAGGAACUGUUGCAGGUGUUGAUCUGAGAGGAACUGUUGCAGGUGUUGACCUGAGAGGAACUGUUGCAGGUGUUGACCUGAGAGGAACUGUUGCAGGUAAUGACGGAGGCUGUGUUGCCCUGAGAGGAAUCGCACGUGAAGGCACUGUUGACAGAGGCUCACCAUGCACUAACGGCCAACGAUACCUUCGUAAUGGCAUUGUGAAGGUGUUCAAACAAGCUCGUACUUACGUGCUGUUCGAGUAAACGUAUUUUUUUUAAUGGAUAAUUACAGGUUUAGGUGAACUAGCGUAAGUGCACACACACAUGUGGCUAAUUCACGUGUGCCUGUCCAGUCACUAUGUUAGCGUAGGCGGCCCACGGUUAGUUUCGAUUAUUACUCGAUUAGUCUUAUUGUAAUAUCUCCUGUUUUUCACUUAGCAAUAAAUAGGUAUCAUUGAGUUAGGCAUCAAUUAGGGGGUUGUAUUCUCCGGGAUAUACAAAUAGUUUUUUUUUUGGGGGGGGGUACAAAUACGAAUAUUGUUGCUACAUUAAUAACAUUAUAUUUGUGCCGUAUGAUCUCUUUUAUAACGUACGUUUUUUGUGUUACAUUCGAUUUCUGCUCAGUUACCGUACGUUUUUCUGUGCAAUUAUUGUACGUUUUCUGUAGUUACCGUACAUUUUCUGUACAGUUACCGUACAUUUUUUUGUAGAGUUACCGUACAUUUCCUGUACAGUUACCGUACGUUACUGCUGACAGUUGCGGGUAACAGAGGAAGCAAGAUGGCGACGAUGUCUGACACCAUUGUUCCUGGUGGGGGCUUAGCACUGGUCCCUACAGGCGGCGUGUGGCAGCUUCUCCAAGAACCUCCAUCACCCGAAGGCGCCGCUCUCGUUCGGAACGAUGAUGCCUCCAUCUCCCUGGCUGACGGGUGGGUAACGAAUGUUGUAUUGGCUGCGGUGUGCGGCGUGGCGCUGUGGCUGGCAGUGGUGACCUACCUGGGGCGACCUCAAGGCCUCGCCACCACACACAGCAGGAACUCCAUGUUGGAUAUACUGCUUGACACUGUACGUCGGGGCGAGGCACAACAAGACAAACAGCUGCACCAUCCUCCUACAACAGCCCAGGGUCGACCACAACAGCUGCACAUUCCUCAUGCAGCAGCCCAGGGUCGACCACAACAGCUGCACAUUCCUCAUGCAGCAGCCCAGGGUCGACCACAACAGCUGCACAUUCCUCCUGCAGCAGCCCAGGGUCGACCACAACAGCUGAGACGACCGUUCCAGCACCAGAUACAGAGACAUCCACAACAAAAUUCACAGCUCCUUCCGGAACAACAUAUUUUUCAGUACCAGCAGUAUAAAUACAGCCGUCCCCAACAUCACCAAUAUCAGCAGGAUCACAGGGGUCCCCAACACCACCAACAGCAGCAGGACCACAGGGGUCCCCAACACCACCAACAGCAGCAGGAUCACAGGGGUCCUCAACACCACCAACAGCAGCAGGACCACAGGGGUCCCCAACACCACCAACAGCAGCAGGACCAAAGGGGUCCCCAACACCAACAAGGAAUCCCUCAUAUAGAAUACAGCCAUGUACCACUGGAUCACCGACCACAGCACGAGUAUGAUGGCCUAGCACAUGACCUCAGCGCCAUUAAAACUCUAGGGGAGGUCUCGGGUGCCCAAAUCCAUGAUCCAGGAAGAGGAAGGGUUGAGGAGGGUGAGGAAGCUAUCUACAAGUCUCGUCCCUCUUUUCCCAAACCCAACAACGUCAGUAGCAGCUACAAUACUUUCCAGACUAAACCGUUUUCUCGGCCUGGAAACUUUGUAAACACCAACGAGAAAGGACAAGGGACAGAUAAUGUAAUUUACGACUUUGAACGUCCACAUCGACUCAAGACGCUCCAGAAUAGACCCAAGAGGCCAAACGAAGAUGUUAUAAAUAACUUUGAACGGCCAUCCAACACCACAAGAACGCCAGGGCGACGACGGCGACCUAUAACUCAACCAAGAAACAACGUUACAUCUCACGUCGAUUUUCCUGCGGGUUACUCGCAUGUUCCCGACGCACGAACUUCCGCCAGUAACCAGAGUGAUGGCAUCAUCUCUCAUAAAAUACAUCCUUCUGAAGUCCACCGAUGGCCGACCACCAGGCUGCGCCCCGACAUUUCCCCCCGAAAUGAUAGCACAUAUUAUUUCGCAUCUCCUCUGGACCUGCUGAACCCCAAGCCAAAUACAUGGAUGGCUAGCGGCACCAACCAGACGCCAUCUGAACGCCACUCAACCAUUUGGAAUCAAAACAAAGGAACGACAAAUGCUCAGAUAACACCGAGCGAUGGCGACUUGUAUCGGACAACUCUCCCGCCUGCCACAGCAGCACCGACAUUAGUAGCGCUGGGCGCUGGUAGAGCGCCCAGCAGGAUAAAAAAAUGGUCCAGCUACACACCACCAGGGCUCCCCGCCAUCAUGCACAGCCAAGACCUUGCUGACCUCCGGUUGGAGAAGGGUGUGCCAUUGAAAUAGAUACCAGAUGGCACAGGGAAUUAUAGAAAGAGAGCCGAGGACGCAGGAGUUAAACAAAGUUCAAAUACUGCAGGAUUUUUUGGCAGUGAAGCAUAGCAAGAAGAAAAGGUCUUAUAUUAAAAAACCGUUGUCAGUUAUGAUUAAAUUUAAAUUUAAUAAUAACAUUGCCCAACAAUUGCUUUCAUCUUAACUUUUACUUAUUAUUUAUUUCUGUAUUUUUUCAACGCUAACUUUCUGUUACCAUUCUAUUUCUAAUACAUAAAAGCCUGACAGAGGCAAUAGGAUCAUUCGUACCAGUCUAAGUUGGAUUUACAGAUAGAGCUAGUACAGUACAUACAAUACCUAAAGCCACUAAUACGCAUAGCGUUUCCGGCAAGGUGUGGGGGAAAAAAACACUUAGACUAAAACUUAUUAGUAAUUG
Molecule: messenger RNA, 2961 nt
Organism: Procambarus clarkii (red swamp crayfish)
Lineage: Eukaryota; Metazoa; Arthropoda; Malacostraca; Decapoda; Cambaridae
Product: probable basic-leucine zipper transcription factor Q
Source: RefSeq, a predicted model, not a curated record